CGACGUAAAACUAAAACAUUCCCGCCACCGGUUGUGUUUACUAGCGCCUGAAAGAUAUGAUCAACUGACCUGUAGGAUCAGAUCAUGUGACAGAAUGGAGGCGUCACUGAAAACAUUCACCCGUUCACCACAUACACACACCACCAGGAACCCAUUUCACAAUAAACUGAUAAGGCGAGCAACAGUUCUGAUUAACUCAGUUCAUAACGUUCACAUCGCAAUGAAAUGAGGGGAGUAUGGGGGCCAAAGAGUCGAGGAUAGGAUUCCUGUCGUAUGACGAGGCCGUCAAGAGAGUCACUGAUGUGGAAUUAAAGCGGCUGAAAGAUGCCUUCAAGAGAACCAGCGGCCUCACCUAUUACAUGACCCAGCAGUGCUUCUACAGGGAAGUGCUGGGUGAUGGAGUUCCUCAUAAAGUUGCAGAGGUGAUCUACACCUCAUUUGGAGGCACGUCUAAAGGGCUGCACUUCAACAAUCUGAUUGUGGGUCUGGUGCUCCUGACCAGAGGACGUGAUGAGGAGAAGGCCAAAUACCUCUUCAGCCUGUUUGCCAGUGAUCUGGGCGGAUAUGCUGCAAGGGAAGACAUAGAGGCAGUUCUGCAGGUCCUCGAUGGACAAAUCCCAGCCUCCCUCAAGAAGUGCUUCACUGAGGGUGACAAGGUGAACUAUGAGCGCUUCAGGAACUGGCUCCUACAGAACAAGGAGGCCUUCACGCUGUCCAGAUGGCUUCUGUCUGGAGGAGUGUGUGUCACGCUCACCGAUGACAGCGACACGCCCACCUUCUAUCAGACCCUGGCUGGUGUCACACACUUGGAGGAGUCAGACAUUAUAGACUUGGAGAAGAGAUACUGGCUGCUGAAAGCCCAGUCCAGAACCGGCCGCUUUGACUUGGAAACCUUUGUCCCACUGGUCUCUCCUCCCAUCCAUGCCUCACUAAGUGAAGGCUUAUUUCAUGCCUUUGAUGAGAAUCGGGACAAUCACAUCGACUUUAAAGAGAUCUCUUGUGGACUCUCUGCCUGCUGCAGGGGGCCCAUUGCUGAAAGGCAGAAAUUUUGCUUCAAAGUAUUUGAUGUGGACCGUGAUGGCAUUCUGUCUCGAGAUGAACUCCAUGAAAUGGUGGUGGCCUUGCUGGAGGUGUGGAAGGACAAUCGCACAGACACACUUCCUGAGCUGAACAGUAGCGUGUCAGACAUAGUAGAAGGCAUUCUGAACAUGCAUGACACAACCAAGCUGGGUCAUCUGACCCUGGAGGACUACCAAAUCUGGAGUGUGAAGAGCGCUUUGGCCAAUGAGUUCUUAAACCUGCUUUUCCAGGUCUGCCACAUUGUCCUGGGGCUCAGGCCUGGUACUCCUGAGGAGGAGGGACAAAUCAUCAGGGGUUGGUUGGAGAGGGAGAGCAGACAUGGGUUGCAGCAAGGUCAGAACUGGUUCCUCAUCUCAAUGCUGUGGUGGCAGCAGUGGAAGGACUAUGUUAAAUACGGUAGUCCCUGUUGCUUUUUUCCUGUCCAGGAGCAUAAGGGCAUCGUGGUGGAGCAGCCGUCCAUCCUAAGCUCGUUGCGAACUCCGAUGGCCACAGUCCCUAUAGAGCCCACCCCACCAGACAGGCCGGGAGGAUUGGGAACCUUCAGCCUGGGCAGCCCCACCGAAGAGAGGUCACCUGAUGCUGUGUCCAGUGCCUCGGAAGCCACAGAGAUCGCCCUGAGCCCCCAGGUAGCUCCCUCUGCAACAGAGAGCUGUUUUGCCCGUCAGCACAAUGUAUCAGACAACAACAAUCAGUGUUUUUCUGGAGCCAACGGCCACCUCCCUUCCCAGCUGGCAGCACAAAGACCUGGAGCCAUCGACAACCAGCCUCUGGUGACCACUGACCCCAUGAAGGCUCCUACGUUAACCAUGGAAGGCGGGAGGCUGAAGCGCUCCUUGCAGCUGGCGCCUGGUAGAGACUUUGAGACGGUGCCAGAGCCCGUGUGGCGGGCACUCUACCACUGGUACGGUGCCAACCUCAGCCUGCCUCGACCGGUAAUCCUGCAGAGCAAGACAGGCCAAGCAGAACUGGAGCUCUUCCCCCGCUACCUCCUCUUCCUCCGCCAGCAGCCAGCAACACGCUCCCCCCAGUCCAACAUAUGGGUCAAUAUGGGUAUGAUCAGCCUGCGAAUGUUCCCACCGUAUUUACCCCCACCAAGAGGUAAUGUGCCAUCCCCCAAUGCUCCUCUGAAGAGGGUGUUGGCCUACACAGGCUGCUUCAGUCGCAUGGCCACCAUCAAGGACAUUCACCUCUACCUGUCCCAGAGACUCCGCAUCAAGGAGGAGGAUAUGAGACUCUGGCUCUAUAACAGUGAGAACUACCUCACCCUCCUUGAUGAUGAAGAUCACACACUGGAAAGCUUGAAGAUCCAGGAUGAGCAGCAGCUAGUUAUUGAAGUCAGGAACAAGGACAUGAGCUGGCCUGAGGAAAUGUCUUUCAUUGCCAACAGUAGUAAGAUGGAUAGACACAAAGUUCCUACAGAGAAAGGAGCCACUGGCCUCAGUAACCUUGGCAACACGUGCUUUAUGAACUCAAGUAUCCAGUGUGUGAGCAACACCAAGCCUCUCACAGACUACUUCAUCUCAGGGAGACACCUCUAUGAGCUCAACAGAACCAACCCCAUUGGGAUGCGAGGUCACAUGGCCAAGUGUUAUGGAGACUUAGUGAUGGAGCUGUGGAGUGGGACACAGAAGAACGUGGCUCCACUCAAACUCAGAUGGACGAUAGCAAAGUACGCCCCACGCUUUAAUGGCUUCCAGCAGCAGGACUCCCAGGAGCUGCUAGCCUUCCUCCUGGAUGGUCUCCAUGAAGAUCUAAACAGAGUCCAUGAGAAACCCUACGUGGAGUUGAAGGACAGUGAUGGCCGGCCUGACUGGGAGGUGGCUUCUGAGGCAUGGGAGAACCACCUGCGCAGGAAUCGCUCCAUCGUGGUGGACUUGUUCCAUGGUCAGCUCAAGUCCCAGGUAAAGUGUAAGACGUGUGGACACAUCAGCGCUCGCUUCGACCCGUUCAACUUCCUGUCUUUGCCCCUGCCCAUGGACAGCUCCAUGCAUCUGGAGAUCACUGUCAUUAAACUGGAUGGUUCCACACCUGUGCGCUAUGGCCUGAGGUUGAAUAUGGAUGAGAAGUACACAGGACUGAAGAAACAGUUGAGUGAACUGUGUAGUCUGAAGCCUGAGCAGAUCCUCCUGGCUGAGGUGCAUACCUCCAACAUCAAGAACUUUCCUCAGGACAACCAGAAGGUCAGGCUCUCUGUUAACGGCUUCCUAUGUGCAUUUGAGAUCCCAGUGCCAGGUUCACCAACAUCACUGAGCUCACCUACAUUAACAGACCUCACCCCAAUAGCCAAUGGCUCUGCUGCUAAUGAGAACCUAAGCAACAAGCCCGUCCUUAUUCCCAAUGGUGGGCCCAGCACCAUGGUGCCCUGCACUCCUGAGACACCCCUGGCCAAUGGGGUCCCCAAUGGACACAUCACACCUGUGCAGGAGAGCCCCUUCAUUGGUUAUAUUAUUGCCAUGCACAGGAAGAUGAUGCGUACGGAGCUGUACUUCCUGUCAUCUCAGAAGAACCGGCCUAGUCUGUUCGGCAUGCCGCUUAUAGUUCCCUGCACUGUCCACACCAGUAAGAAGGAUCUGUAUGAUGCCGUCUGGAUCCAGGUGUCCCGACUGGCGAGCCCACUGCCCCCGCAGGAAGCCAGCAAUCAUGCCCAGGACUGUGACGACAGUAUGGGCUACCAGUACCCCUUCACUCUACGGGUUGUGAGUAAGGAUGGUAACUCAUGUGCCUGGUGUCCCUGGUACAGGUUCUGUCGAGGCUGUACAGUAGAGUGUACAGAGGACAGAGCUGCUGUAGGAAAUGCUUACAUAGCUGUGGACUGGGACCCCACAGCCCUGCACCUCCGCUACCAGACCUCCCAGGAGAGGAUUGUGGAAGAGCACUGCAGUGUGGAGCAGUCUCGUCGAGCCCAGGCUGAGCCCAUCAGCUUGGACAGCUGUCUGAAGGCCUUCACCAGUGAGGAAGAGCUGGGUGAGGACGAGCUUUACUACUGCUCCAAGUGCAAGACGCACCGGUUAGCCACUAAGAAGCUGGACCUCUGGAGGCUUCCGCCCAUUCUGAUUGUCCACCUGAAGCGCUUCCAGUUUGUGAAUGGCCGCUGGAUCAAGUCCCAAAAGAUUGUCAAGUUCCCACGGGAAAAUUUUGAUCCCAGCGCCUUCCUGGCUCCCAGAGACCUGGAGCAGCACUGCCUCCACUCCCGCAGUGAGAGCGAGGAUCUGCUGAGGGUUGGAGAAGACAAUCUGUCCUCUAUCUCCGCCCCAGCUGGCUUCUGCAACCUUCCCAAAGCCUCCCCUGCCACUAGCAGGAAGUCAGCGCCCUCUCUCAGCCGGACCAGCAGCCCCUCUGGCAGCCCAAAGACCGGCAGCGGAGGCCGCAGGCCAGGGCGGCUACGCUUGCCCCAGCUGGGCAGCAGACACCGCCUCUCCAACAGCAAGGAGAAUCUGGAUGGAGCCGCUAAUCCUGAGGCUGAGCCACGGGACAGUGCACCACAGGCAGACGCAGAGGGGAGCACAGCAGGGGCCACAGCACUGGGCCUUCCUGGAUCAGGAGAGGCGACAGCGUCAGAGUCAUCAUGCAGCACUGAGGCAUCCAGUAGCCACUGUGACGUGGUCCUGGUGAACGGUGACAGCAAUGGACUGAGCUCAGACUGCAGCACAGAGAGCAGCAUGGACCCUGACAAUUCACUUCUUCAGCACAGGGACAACAUGUGUCUGGACGCCAUCUACAACCUCUAUGCAAUAUCAUGCCAUUCAGGAAUCAUGGGAGGAGGCCACUAUGUGACAUAUGCCAAAAACCCCAAUGGCAAAUGGUACUGUUACAACGACAGCAGCUGCAAGGAAGUGCACUCUGAGGAGAUCGACACUGACUCGGCCUACAUCCUCUUCUAUGAGCAGCAGGGAGUCGACUACUCCCAGUUCCUGCCAAAGAUCGAUGGAAAAAAGAUGGCUGACACAAGUAGCAUGGAUGAAGACUUUGAGUCUGACUACAAGAAAUACUGUGUCCUCCAGUGAUGGCACCUCGUCUUCCAUCAGCCAGCACUGCACGUGCUCUCUGCUUCCUCCUGCUGCUCUGAGCAGGAAGCACCAGAGGUUCAGACCAUUCUGAAGAAUUCUCACAAACUACUAAUGGCUAGAGUCAGACUGUCUUGCGUCGCAGCACUUUUUACACUUGACCACAAACAUGGAUUAGUGCAAAGGUUUGCCAAGACAACAAUGAAGCCGUGGUGAAAGCACUAAACUGGUGCACUUUGCUGAGCCCGAAAAAACAAAUCACCCCUUCACCCUCAUGUGAACAACUCUCGCCAUAACAUGCAUAAAAUAUAUACUUGCAUACUAACGCAUCUCUGAAUGUAUGCCGCUAUGGCCAAGUCAUGAAGUGAUGUUGCUUUGUUUUGUGUGCAUUUAUCACUCAUUACUGAUUCCAGAAUGCCAAAAAUCAUUUAAAGCUGGAGUUAUCAUGUGAUCUGAGCCUGAAGAAGGAAAAUACUCAGACCACGGAAUGAAUUCCAAGUUUAAAUACAAGGCCAAUGAGUGGACACAAAUUUUUAAAAGCCAUGUGUUAACAGGCCCCAACAGUUCAAAAACCUGCGCUGGUGUCAUAUUUGUCUCCACAGGUCAACAUGAUGUUGAAAUUUGGUAUCUAAAAGAUUUUAUUAGUGAUGGUGUCACUAGAGAAAAACAGUCAUAUGCUACCUCAUCGCUUCACGCAGUCGCUCAGCCAACUGUACCCUUAAAAAUCUGACAGUAUUAAUAAUAAUUAAAAUGCUUCCUUCAAGAGUUGUGGUACACACAUUUCCGUAAACCGCCCCCAAUCUCUCGCCCCCCUUUUGUAGGACGCUUCCACAGGUCCUUAUGUGGAUAGGAAAUUCAUCCCGCAGCUGCCAAAAAUUCAGUGGUGAUUUGUGCAAUGUUGACCUGUGUGUACCCAAAGCUUUUCGGUAACCCUAAAAGCCACAGUGUGAGACUUGGUUUGUUUAGGACAGGUGCCAUGAUUUAAGAAAGAAUAAUGUUUUUUGUUUGUUUGUUUGUUUGUUUUUUGGGUCUGCAAAUGUGUUAUUUUAUAUUUUGUUCCUCUUAAGUCAGCCAUCAGGAGCCACUUCAGGUUAGGAAUGGAUGUUUAUCUCAAAGCAACACCUAGAGGUGUCAAGCUUAUCUUCACAGCACUGUCGCACCUUUCACCUGCUUCAUUUCUCAACUGUUGAGAUUCACUCAUCUGUAAUACUAAUGUCCGUACCCUGCCCAAUAGGAAGCCACAUAACAGUUGAGACAUUGAUAAACAGUUUAAAAAAAAAACCCAAAACAUCAAAAUUAGUGCAGCAGAACCAGAGAUACCAUCUUUUUUUUACCAGGCAUUCACCUUUCCUGUUAAAACCUGGCACCUACAUGACCCACAGUGCAAAUCGACUGACAAGUGACAUCACUUGUGGCAAUUUAUGAGAUUUCACACAGCCCCCUUCUGAAAGCACAAAAGGCUUUCUGCAACUUUUUUUUUUUUUUCAUGUGCUGUAGUGCUCGCACACACACCGUUGGAACCACAUUUUGAUGUGUAAAAUCUGCAGCGUUCUCCUCUCUUGAGAGUUUGAAACCUGUUGCCGUGUGCUUGGGGCUUAAUGUUGCGCUGUCCUGGAGUACAUAUACCUGUACAUCACUGCAGCGAGGUGAAAGUGAAACCACUGAAAGCCUGUCAAAACCACAUUUCAAUUGGUGUUAAGCUGCUCUUUCAUGAUUAUUAAUACAUCGCAAUGUUACUGCAACCUGAAGCUCUCACGUGGACCUUGUGGUGAGCUUGAUUUUCAAGAUGGUGCCCUGCUAAAUAUCUGUGGAAGCUUCAGUAACACCUCUUUUUACGGUUCUCAAAGAUUACAUUACCAACAGAGCAAAUAGGGCAGAUAACACUGGGUUCUAGACUCUCGUGGGCUCCUCAGCUAAUAUAAUCAGAUUGCGUUGGUAAAAUAUUGUUUGGUAAUAUGGAUCAUAGAGAGGAGAAGUCCUUCCUCUCCCAGUAUAACCCAUGAGACCUUAUUUUGGAAAAAAGAAAAAGUCAAGAAAGUCUCGGUGUGAAACCAAUCAGUGAACUACAUCAUUAAUUUCUCACAAGAUUUAUCAACACCAACAUGGCCUUCAACAUGGCAUAGAAGAAGCACUAAAAGAGCUGAAAAUCACAAGUUUGGCCAUGUUGCAGCUAUGUAUAAGGAGGAAUACUCUGUUCUGUAGGCUAAGUAGUAUGGCUGGUUCUACAAGGUUUCAGUGGGUGUUAAACACGACAGUGUCACUUACACAGCUCUUCUAAUUAUGUAUUUUCUUACAUACUUAACAGUUUUAUGACAAGCUGCGACUUUCUUGAGUUAUAAAAUUAUCUUUCAUACUGACAAACAUGUAAUUUAUGGUUUAAUGCAAGUGGGAUCAAAAAAUUUGUUGUGUCUUUCCAUUAACUACCAUACACAUAUUUUCUGAAAUAAGGACCCACCACCAGAGGGGCAGGGACUAAAGCCUUCAUUUAGACCAAAUUUAAAGGCCCUGUAUUAUUAGGUGGUUUUGUUUCAAAAUCAAAUUUUAGUGCUUUUGGUAUUUCACUUGCUUUUAUACUGGAAUGGUGCAUAUUCCCAGAUAAGGGAACAGUUUCCAACAUGCCCAGAUAUGCUGACUGUACCCAAAAUUUAAGGGCCCCCAGCCCUUUUUUGCCCUCUGGCCUAGAAAGAGUUAUGUAACUUGUUACCACUUACAGGCAAAUGGAGAUAAUUAACUAGUAUAAUUUGGCGACAAACAACCGUACAUUAGAUGUAUGGGGUAUAAAGUUUCCAACAUUAAUCUGUUCAUUUCUCUUUCAUUUCUUUUAUAUUUAAUUUGGGUUGUUCUAAAGAAAUUCCUCGGAAAAUCAAUAUAUAAUGUUAGCAAAACUUCUGCCCCCUAAAUGGACCCUCUGACAUGAGACGGUAUAAAUCUAUUAAAUGUUUGUAUAGGCCUCACUCCAUCAUUGGAACCAAGAUUUAGAUUAUCAUUUGUGUUUUUGCGUGCUAAAUAUUGGUUUCAUGUAAAUUCUAAUUUUAUCUGAAGCAUUAGCUACUUGAUGUGACUGUUGGGGUUAGUUUGAAACGAACAAACCCGUGUUUUGCUGUGCGGAGUCAAGUGGCAGAGCUUUGUGUCUGGUGUGUAGCAGCAAGUGUGGGGCUCUUCCUGCACUUGGCUCGGUCUAAUCACUGUGAAAAGACGGAUCAGCAGCUCCCUAUGAUUCCCCACUCUGUCUUCUAGAUCACAGGAGAUGAAUUUCUGUGCUCACCUCUUUUUAGCUGCUUUAUUUACAAGGAAAAUGUGUCAGUCUGGAUGUAUUUGGAUAGAUAUUUGUCACUGAAUGAAAGUUUAUUUUUCUUGGCAAAGUACAUUUGUUGAACAAAUGGAAAUGUACAGAUGACUGCGACUUAUGUUUGCUUGCUCAGCUUUUUCUUCAACCCUCCUGCCUUUGCACCAAGAUUUGGACGAUGUCAAGUUUGUGUCCAUGUUCAAAACGUCAUCACAUGGCUCAAAGGGGAAAUUUCCCGAAGCAUUUGUCUGUCGAGAAUCCAUUUUGUAAUGUUUGCUUCAUUUAAUGGUGCAAUAGCUCUCCACUUUUUUUUUUGUUUUUUUAGGCUUUGAAUGUUCCUUCAGCUGACUGCUUGUGUGAUGCUAAGCUUGCCACACAUGUAGCUUCAACUGUAUUUGGAAAAAUACAAUUUAAAGUUGGGGUCAUUUUCAGCACAAUUUUCGUAAUCCAGGAAAAAGACUUUCUGCCCAUAACAACUGAACUUUGACGCUGAAAUUGGGCAAACAUCGAUCCUGUGAACCACAGGAAUAAAAUCAUAAACUCCUCCCCAUCUCCAUAAGCCCCGCCCACCCAACGCCACCCUCACCUCCCCAAAUAGUAUGGAGUGUCGGCAGGCAGUGCAAUCUACUACUGAACUGUCUGUCAGUGUGUGUAGCCUCUUUUUAUUUAAGUUCAUUUCUGUCGGAUCUGAACCGGAGUCGUUAAUUUAAAGAACUUUUUUUUUUUUUUUUUUGUAACGUGUUUGUUGAAAGAAAGUGACAUUGCACUGACAUGAAAACAUGUACAUACAAAAAAUGUGUUUUGUAAAUAAGCCAAUGAAAACUAUGUAUUUGAAUAUGAACUGUACAAAAUACUGUACUUGUAGUUGUAUAUGGAGUGAUAACGUUGAUCUGUAACAAAAUACCCAAGCAACAAAUUAAAUUGUGCAGAGGAAAUGACAA
Molecule: messenger RNA, 9311 nt
Organism: Scatophagus argus
Lineage: Eukaryota; Metazoa; Chordata; Actinopteri; Scatophagidae
Gene: usp32
Product: ubiquitin specific peptidase 32
Exons: 34
Coding region: 237-5084 (1615 amino acids)
Biological process (GO): protein deubiquitination
Cellular component (GO): Golgi apparatus
Molecular function (GO): calcium ion binding; cysteine-type deubiquitinase activity
Source: RefSeq, a predicted model, not a curated record